Messenger RNA from Emiliania huxleyi CCMP1516, 735 nucleotides. RefSeq lists its product as hypothetical. The transcript has a single exon. The annotation marks the transcript as partial. NCBI's taxonomy places the organism in Eukaryota, Haptophyta, Isochrysidales, Noelaerhabdaceae. The record is from RefSeq and is a predicted model, not a curated record. Gene Ontology annotation, molecular function: protein binding.
AUGGAAGGCGUCAACCUCCGCGGCAUCGGCAUUAGCCCAGACGGAAGCGCUCUGUUUGUGGUAGACAUAUUCAACCACAAGAUCAUGCAGGUGGAGGCUGCGGCUGGAACGGUGACCACGAUCGCGGGCAGCGGCGAGUUUGGCGACACUGACGGCGUGGGCGGCACGGCGCAGUUCGCCAAUCCAUGCGGCGUCGUCAUCAGCCCCGACGGCAGCGUGCUCUUUGUGGCGGACAUGCACAACCACAAGAUCCGGCGGGUGGAGGUGGCGACUGGCGCGGUGACCACGCUUGCGGGCAGCGGCACCGCGGGCAGUGCUGAUGGCGUGGGCGGCGCGGCGCAGUUCUAUCGCCCAACCGGCGUCGCCAUCAGCCCUGACGGCAGCGCGUUGUUUGUGGCGGACUUCAGCAACCACCAGAUCCGGCGGGUGGAGGUGGCGACUGGCGCGGUGACGACUCUCGCGGGCAGCGAUACCAGGGGCAGUGCUGAUGGCAUGGGCGGGGCGGCGCAGUUCACAAACCCACGCGGCCUCGCCAUCAGCCCGGACGGCAGCGCGCUGUUUGUGACAGACGCCAACAACCACAAGAUCCGGCGGGUGGAGGUGGCAACUGGCGCGGUGACGACUGUCGCGGGUAGCGGCACCGAGGGCAGCGCCGAUGGCGUGGGCGGCGCGGCGCAGUUCAGACGCCCACUCGGCGUCGCCAUCAGCACCGACGGCAGCGCUCUUCUGGUUUGC